CCGCGAGGGUUCUACUAACCCCGUGGCCAUGGAAGAUUUGCAGCUUUGUUUGCCAGCAGAGGAGGAGAUGGUGGAAGCACCACACCAAAGUCGUACUGCCCGUCCAGGACACCUGUGGAGCGAAGAUCUGCGCGAGGCAUCGGAGUCGGAGUGUGCACGGUGUACCAACUUGGUCUGGCAAUGCCACCUGGAGCUUGUGAAGAAGUUGGAUCGUCACGAGAAGCUUCUGCAACAGCUUUUGAACCGAAAGCUGACUGUGCCUUCGGAAGCGUCCGUGGUGUCAGUGCACUCGAGAACUUCGAAUGUCAGCGGCGUCAGCAGAAUGAAAGAUGCUUUGCGAAGUCCUAGGAGUGUGGACAGUCGGGAGGCUGUGGACACCGUCUUGAGUGGAAACUCCCCCAGGCUCCAGACCUCUUCGCCGAACCUUUUCCAAAGUUUCACCGCCUUCGACUUGGGUCUUAAGGCAGACGCUCACGCCGCCCAUACCGAGACCAGCCGCAGAAAAUACGCCUCGCUGCGAAUGGACCAAGUGUUGGGAGCUUCUGUGCUCUCUUCCAAAGAAGCCAUUCAGAAAGUCCAACAUGUGGUUCUCCAUCCUGCCUUCGACGUUUUUUUCGCAGUGGUGGUCUUUGUCAACGCCAUUUUCAUCGGUUUGGAGGCUCAAUCCAACAUGUCCGGGAAUUGGCUUUCUCCGUCCACCAUUCGGAUUGCGAACUAUUCCUUUGCGGUUGCAUUCACCUUGGAACUACUUGGGCGCAUACUAGCUGGUGGACGCAGCUUCUUCUAUUCAGAAGACUGCAUGUGGAACUAUUUAGAUGCGUGUAUUGUGAUUACUUCCAUCAUCGAGAUUGUCCUCGAUCUUGUUUCAGAGGCGCAAGGCGCCAGUCAGAAUAUCACUGGCUUCAAAGUCUUCCGGAUCAUACGCCUCAGCAAAGUGGUGAAGACGGUCCGCCUGGUGCGUAUUGUUCGUUUUGUGCUGGCCCUACGGACCUUAGUCACUUCCAUCGCACAUACACUGAAGGCAUUGUUCUGGGCUUUAACUUUGCUCGCUCUGAUUAUAUAUGUAUUUGCCAUUCUAUUUGCCCAAGCUGUGCAUGAUGCUUCGCUGGAUCCAGACAAGGCAGCUGAAGCCAUUGGCGAGAAGUAUUUUCGAUCUCUGCCUGAGAUCAUGUUGACUCUGUUUAUGAGCAUCGCGGGAGGAGUCAGCUGGGAAGACGUCAUCUACCCUUUAAUCGAAAUUGAUGCCAUGUGGGCCUUCUUCUUCCUGUUUUUUGUUGCGUUUACCUAUUUCGCUGUGUUAAAUGUGGUAACAGGUGUUUUCUGCCAAUCGGCGAUUGAGAACGCACAGAAGGAUCAGGCAGCAGUUGUGCAAAAUAUUUUGGACAACAAAGAAUCCCACUUGAAAAAGAUCAGAUAUCUGUUCACGCAGCUCGGGGCAGACAAUACCGGUGCAAUCACCUACGAGAUGCUGAAUCAACACAUUCGAACGCCAGCUGUGCGCAUCUAUUUUGAGAGUUUGGGUUUGGAUGUGACAGAUGCAUGGUCCUUCUUCAAACUACUGGACUCUGAUGGAGGCAAAGGAACGCGUGGGGAACUAAUGGGCAUGGGCAAAACGACGCAACUUGAGAAGGCAAUCAAUGCGAGCAACAUCGCAUGUAACAAAAUGAUACAGUCGAAGCACGUUGUCAGGGCAUCCAAGGUAUGCCGUCCUCUGAUCUGGGUUCACUCAUGGGUUUUGUGA
This is a messenger RNA of Cladocopium goreaui, 1741 nucleotides long. The record is from the annotation of a GenBank genome assembly. NCBI's taxonomy places the organism in Eukaryota, Dinophyceae, Suessiales, Symbiodiniaceae.